AUGGGUUUAAUGCGAUCGAUGCUUCCAAAUGCAAAGCAAAUUUUCAGAUCACAAUCUAUGAGGAACAAAAAUGGAUCACCAUCACCUUCAUCGUCAUCAACUUCAGGGCUUGUUCCGAAAGGUCACGUGGCUGUUUACGUGGGAGAAAGAAUGGAGAAGAAAAGGUUUGUGGUUCCGAUAUCAUACUUGAACCAUCCUUUGUUCAGAGAGUUCCUUAAUCGCGCAGAGGAAGAGUUUGGAUUUCAUCACCCGAUGGGAGGCUUGACCAUUCCUUGUCGAGAAGAAGCGUUUCUUCGCCUCAUUACUUCUCACCAGCUGCAUUAA
Molecule: messenger RNA, 324 nt
Organism: Thlaspi arvense
Lineage: Eukaryota; Viridiplantae; Streptophyta; Magnoliopsida; Brassicales; Brassicaceae
Source: the annotation of a GenBank genome assembly